AUGAGUCCUACACGACUCCAUGACCAAUAUGUAAACAAAGAAUUACCCAAUAAUGGCAUGAUUCCACCACAUUUGAAGAUCAAUAAAGACUCACAUUUCAUCAAGAAAUUGCCAUCUUCGUCUUCGUCGUCGGUUAUCAAUGGCGUCGCGUCCAAGCCACCUCAGCCACGCUAUCCCGUCAUCAUUUACACGCAUUCUCCGAAAGUAAUUCACACGCAGCCUCGAGACUUCAUGGCAUUGGUGCAAAAACUCACCGGAUACUCACCUUCCGAGGACGAACCUGAGAACGAUGGAUGCGACGACGAAAAUGUUAAGAAAAGUGUGAUCAAUGAUGACAAUGAGUCUUCCUCAGUUGUGACAGAUGAGACUAUCAAUGGUAGUAUCUGUACAUUCGGAGAUUCCCAGGUUAAUUCCCUGUUCGUUCCUCCAAAUCCUGGAUUCAAUAGUUUACCUUGUGUUCAUCCGAAUUCGACAGACAUAUUGCCAUCAGCUCCACCAUUUUAUAACAACGCAGAUUCAUUGAUGUUCAUGCAUAGAAUGAGAAGCUCUUUUUCAACUUCUACACUGGAUGCUAUGAAGGAUUUGCCAGAAUUUUGA
This is a messenger RNA of Fraxinus pennsylvanica, 597 nucleotides long. Lineage: Eukaryota; Viridiplantae; Streptophyta; Magnoliopsida; Lamiales; Oleaceae. The record is from the annotation of a GenBank genome assembly.